AUGCUCAACUCAAAUGUGAACUUGGUGCUUAACACAUUUUCCGAAUCGCUUCCUCUAGUUAAGAAGCUGUGGGAGGAAUUCACCACGCCGCCUCAUAAUGGCACGUUUGUAUACAGCGUGGUUCCUAUCGUUUACUCGAUCGCCAUCCUGGCCGUCAUCACCUGGUUCUUCACCAUAUUCGUCUUGACAAACUACACCAUCAAACCAUCCUUCCUACUACAGCUGCUGACGAUCCUUUCCUCAGUUUACAUGCUAAUAACGGUCGUCAAGUCUAUUGUCGUGUUGCACAACCAGCAGCGACAGGGAUAUUUGCACGGUGAAGCUGUUCUCAAUGCGGUCAACGAUACGCUAUAUUUGAGCAUUAUAGACAUGAUCGUGGUUCUUUCUCUUCUCAUCUUGCAGGUUCAAGUUGUGAUGAGACUCUUCCUGAGACAAAGCGACAAAAGACUGAUAUUCUACGUGGGCACCAGCGCUGCAGUUGUUUCUCAGACCCUCUGGGGCAUCACCAAAUUCCACAACUUCCAUGAGGAAGCCGAGGCUGGCAAGAUUAUUCCCGCUUUGACAUACCUCUUCCGUAUCGCCAUGGGUAUGUGUUACGCUGCGAUUUUCACAGCCUUCUUGCUUAUAAAAAUCAAGCAAAUCAUAGCAAACAGACACAUUUGGCUCAUCUCGCUCCUUACAUUAGUGUUCAUCUACGCCCCGGUGGCGUUUUUCAUUGCUGAUGUCUCCAACACAUGGGUGUAUGCGCUUUCGGAGAUCUUCUCUGUUGUUACCUACGUCAUCUGUGUGGUGAUUCCGUGGGAGUGGUGUAAUAAGUAUAAUGUCAUCCGGAGAAUGAUGGAGAAGGAAGGCGUUCUUGGACGCCGUUUCUACGAAGAUGAGCUCUAUGAGCUCGACAGGUUUGAGUUAUUCGUAGAAGAAGAAGAAGCACCAGAAACUCCUGGAAGACAGUCCUUCCAUGAUGACAUUUCUAGUGAUGAAGAUGACGAUAAUGACGGAGACCGUCCACAAAACCUCCACAGUCAAAGCAGCUCCAGCAACACUUUGGCAAAAGCCACUUCAGGCGAGUUAAGCCUGGGCUUAGAAGAACCCAGCCACUCAAAAUUUUACAAAUUCGUGAACGGCAUGAAUAACGCCAAAACUAUGUUCCUCGACAUUACAGACAAGAUCAUCGCCACAGGUUUGGCUGUGCCACGCUCUGUAAGUGUGAGUAGCAGCUAUGAGAAGGAGAUCAAGAGAAAGAGCAGCAAUGCUGAACUCAAAUGGUAG
This is a messenger RNA of Candidozyma duobushaemuli, 1269 nucleotides long. RefSeq names its product Rim21p (gene RIM21). The record is from RefSeq and is a predicted model, not a curated record. Gene Ontology annotation, biological process: cellular response to pH. Gene Ontology annotation, cellular component: plasma membrane. The coding region runs from base 1 to 1269 and encodes 422 amino acids. Lineage: Eukaryota; Fungi; Ascomycota; Pichiomycetes; Serinales; Metschnikowiaceae. The transcript is spliced from 2 exons.